Messenger RNA from Cordyceps fumosorosea ARSEF 2679, 501 nucleotides. RefSeq lists its product as hypothetical. Lineage: Eukaryota; Fungi; Ascomycota; Sordariomycetes; Hypocreales; Cordycipitaceae. The record is from RefSeq and is a predicted model, not a curated record. The transcript has a single exon. Bases 1 to 501 code for a protein of 166 amino acids.
AUGGAAGUGCUUGAUGCCAUAGCCAGUGGCGUGACCCUCAUGGCGCUGUUCAACCGCACACUCGACGUGUGGGAAAUGAUUCAGCUAUACCGAAACCACGACACCGACUUCGACAAGGAACGUCUCCAGUUGGAGUUGGAAAAGCGCCGGCUCUACAACUGGAGCUCGGAAAUGGGCUUGUGUGCUGAUGGCAGCGACACGAGGCCGAAUAUCCUGCAGGGCUGGCGCUCCGAGGCCCUAGAUAACAGCUGCUUGCGGCAAAUCAUACAUCUUCUAUCUGACGCGCAGACAGUUGAAGCGAAGCAUGGUGGCAUCGGUGCUGCCUCGUGCAUGGCAGAGACGUCGCUCCUCAGUCUGCACGGCAGCUGCAACGGUGACGACGUCCAAGACCUCAAGCGCCAGUUCUCCAAGAAGGCCAGGUCUCAGCUCAAAAAAACUCGUCCUGGAUCAUACGUGAUCGCAAGAAGUUCAGUGACAUGCAGCGCGGUCUGCGGCGGCUAA